Molecule: messenger RNA, 486 nt
Organism: Lactuca saligna
Lineage: Eukaryota; Viridiplantae; Streptophyta; Magnoliopsida; Asterales; Asteraceae
Source: the annotation of a GenBank genome assembly
AUGAUUACCGGUUCACAUCGCUCGUAUUUUGGUGAUAUUAUCACCAAAUGGUUUCAUAGAGUUAUCGGCAUUCGCACUUGCGGUGCCAUUCGCUAUGGUGGUCUAAUUACUGUCAUUGCUCGCUCCCUCACGGAGCAAUCUCCUCCCGGGUACACUUUCUUUUCGGCUGAUUCCUUCCGUUUGACCCUGCAGAACCUUCGGGCUAUGCACAUGCUUCGUACUACCCCGGGUGGGUAUGUUUGGAUGCGGGGUCGCUCCACUUAUUUCAAGGUCAUUGGCCCUGAUGUCAUCGCCCUAGCAGACCCCAUUAGCAACACUAUGUGGGUUCUCCCAUCGAACAUCCCACCACCUCCUAGCAUACGUAGGGCACAGCAAGUCAGACAUCCACCAUCUGAUCGACCAUGUUCGUCCACUCAGCAUCCAGACUACGCGGACGCAACACCUGUUUCCUUUAGGCAGCCUGAUCCCAUGCAGACUGACUAUUAG